Hippoglossus stenolepis (Pacific halibut) is the source of this 1540-nucleotide messenger RNA. It is a transcript of the gene nudt19, whose product is annotated as nudix (nucleoside diphosphate linked moiety X)-type motif 19. NCBI's taxonomy places the organism in Eukaryota, Metazoa, Chordata, Actinopteri, Pleuronectiformes, Pleuronectidae. The record is from RefSeq and is a predicted model, not a curated record. Gene Ontology annotation, cellular component: mitochondrion. The transcript is spliced from 3 exons. Gene Ontology annotation, molecular function: hydrolase activity, acting on acid anhydrides, in phosphorus-containing anhydrides. The coding region runs from base 127 to 1332 and encodes 401 amino acids.
CAUGUCUGUGUAGAACUACAUCAUUUCCACCACAACAACAGGGGACAGGGACCAGGUGAAUGAGCAACAACAACUUUCAGAAGCGUUUGGAGACAUUUAAAAAAAAGACGCUCUUGGAGUUUCAGGAUGAACACGACCCUGAGGCACUGGAAGGAGGCGGCCACGCUCAUCUUAGCCGCAGGCCGCCGGCUCGCUCCGGCCGGUUUGACAUCCAGGACCCCGGAGGCUCCAGGCUCCCCGCUGGCCAGCAGCUGUGGACGGUCACACCUGCCGCACACGUCCGCCUUCGACUACGACGUGUUGCUGCUGAAACGAAGCAGUAAAAGCGGAUUCAUGCCCAACGCGUACGUGUUUCCCGGCGGCAAGGUGGACUCCUCGGACUUCUCCGGCGAAUGGCUCGACAUCUUCAAGUCCUUCGGGGACUCUCCCAGCUUCGGUCUGAGAAGCGUCACCCAACCGGCGGAGAGCAGACCCCCGAUGUUCGCCACGGACCGACUGAGCCUGGGCUCUCCUGUCCCGGGAGAGGUGGCCUUCAGGAUCUGCGCCCUGAGGGAGACGUUCGAGGAGUGCGGGGUGCUGCUGGCUGUGUCCAAACAGGACGAGAAAGGCGUAUUACUAAAAGGCACAGAGGCCACGAGGGCAACAAGUGAAGUGCACGGGUUGUGCAGCAGCAGCAGCGAACUGAGCAGGUGGAGGACUCUGGUGAUGCAGAACUCCUCCAACUUCCUCAGGAUGUGCAGGGAGCUGCAGCUGCUGCCCAACAUCUGGGCUCUGCACGAAUGGAGCAACUGGCUGACUCCUGUGGCCGGAUACAGCGCCGCGAGGUUUGACACCGCUUUCUUCAUCUGCUGCCUGCACGAGACCCCACAGACCCUGCAGGACGAGAGGGAGAUCGUGCGCUGCCAGUGGUCCACGCCAUCAGAAGUCCUGCAGAGCUACCAGGCACAGGAGGUUUGGAUCCCCCCUCCACAGUUCUACGAGCUGAGCCGCAUGUGUCGCUUCCCCUCGCUGAAUGACCUCCACAACUUUUCCAGCCAACGUGCCACUAAGGGCUGCGAGCAUUGGCUGCCCGUAGUUGUCCAAGAAGAUGAACACCACAUAUCAGUGCUUCCAGGUGACAAACUUUACCCAUUGGACACUUCAGGAACGACUCAGGUGGAAACAAGCACAGACCCUCAGCUGGAGGAACCUCAGGACAAUACUGCACUGCACCGUAUGGUGAUAUUGAAUCCAUAUUCUACAACUGUACAGAUCACCAUCAAACCCAAGUACAACCACCUGCUGCCAGUCAUCAAGCCAACCUCGGCUCAUGAUGCUCAAAGUCAGCUUUGACUUGUGCUGACGCCCGUCUGUGCACAGUAUAAUGACAAGAAACUUUAAUGAAACAAAACAGGUUUAAUAUUUUUAUUGUUACGCUUUUUCAUUUACACUGUCAACCUCAAGUGUUCCUAAUUGUUGCAUUAGAUUGUAAUGUGUUUCUUUUAAUCUGGUUCUGUUGGUUUUUCCAUCUCAUUGAUAAACGAAGAACCCCCUGUAUGUC